Messenger RNA from Ziziphus jujuba (common jujube), 3530 nucleotides. RefSeq names its product C-terminal binding protein AN. Bases 423 to 3278 code for a protein of 951 amino acids. Gene Ontology annotation, biological process: microtubule cytoskeleton organization. The transcript has 10 exons. The record is from RefSeq and is a predicted model, not a curated record. Lineage: Eukaryota; Viridiplantae; Streptophyta; Magnoliopsida; Rosales; Rhamnaceae. Gene Ontology annotation, molecular function: NAD binding.
AACCGUAAUAAAAUAAGAAAAACCACCGUUUCAUGCAAGCGACACACCCACCUGAAAAAGUCCAAAAACCCUGAUUUUGAUCGAUUUCCAUAACGCCAGGAGAAAAAGAAAAACUACUUUUGCUUCCAAAAACCCAGUUUUCCGCAACAACUUUUUGUUUUCUUUGUUUCCGAAAUUUCUCAUUCCUUCCUUCUUCUUCUUCUUCUUCUUCUGGAAUCCCCCAAAAUCUCCAUUCCCUGGAUCGCCAAAAAAUUUCCUUCCCGUUCUGAAAAAAAUAAAAAUAAAAAGAAAUGCGAUUUUUUUUCGGUUCAAUUGGUUCGGAAAACCCUAAAUUUUCCUGAGAAAUUAUUUUUUUUUUAUUCUGUUUUUUGUUUUUGUAAAUCGAGUGUUUUGUUUUUUUCUUUUGGAGUUUCUAGGGUUUUAUGGAUCAACAUGACAUGGCGAUCUCCAAGAGCUUGAAUUCAUGUCAGAUUCUGAACGGGCCGUCUCUAACCCACUCGGCGGGGUUCGAAAUCCGGCUGUUUUACGUUCGAAUUGUUCCCUGCGUGAUCGACAGCGUGCCGGACCAUCUCAUUCUACGUCACCUUCGCCGCGAGAUUGGAGUUUCGUUGGAAAUCAAUGGGUCCAGAAUACCAGCUUCGGAUUCGUCGGUUCUGACGCUCCGGCGGGACAGGGUCGAUAAGGAAUCGUCGGAGGUCACCUAUGUUAGUACCGAUACUGUUCGAGUCACUGGCGGUGUGGAAUUCGAGGUUUACGAGAAGGACGACUUGGUUCUCUGCGGUUCUUUGGAACAGAUGGAGACGAAUUGGGUGAAUGGGAAUGUUGUUCGGUUGGAGAACGAUUCGAAAACUGGGUGGAGCAUGGAUUGCUGUUUGGCUGCAUCCAUCGGUUCGGGUUCUUCCGCGUUUUUCCAGCCGAAAUUGGGGGUUUCUACGCCGUCCAUCGAGGUUUACAUCGCUGGGUGUUGCUCCGGUGUGCCGGUGAUUUUGACUAAGACGAUUCAGGUUAGUCCGAGGAGAAAGCCCACGAGACAUGCGACACUUGAUGCGAUUCCGGAGGAUGAAGAAAUUGGGAAAGAGCAGAAGACUGGUAAUGCCCUGAUUCGCCAACGGAAAGUUCAGAUCACAGAAUCUGAAGUUGAUGAUUAUGAGUCAGAUGAGAAGAUUGGACGUGGUUUCUACUCUGAAGACAUGUAUGCUGGUGAGGAUGGCCAGCUUUCUUGGUUUAAUGCUGGUGUUAGAGUUGGCGUUGGAAUUGGUCUUGGAAUGUGCCUUGGGAUAGGAAUUGGUGUCGGACUCCUUAUGCGUUCCUACCAAGCAACUACAAGGAAUUUCAGGAGGAGCCAGAAUCUUUUAUCCCCUGCUGCAAUGCCCCAGCGCAACAUCUCUGCGCCUCCUCCUCCACCUCCUCUCCCCCUGGUCGUCAGUCUCAACUGCAUCGAUGACUGUGCCCUGGAGCAGGACUCCUUGGCCGGCGUCGCAACCGUCGAGCACGUCCCACUCAGCCGACUCUCCGACGGCAAGAUCGAGUCCGCCUCCGCCGUCCUCCUCCAUUCCCUCGCCUACCUCCCACGUGCAGCCCAGCGCCGUCUCCGUCCUUACCAGCUCAUCCUCUGCCUCGGCUCCUCCGACCGCGCCGUCGAUUCUGCUCUCGCUGCUGACCUCGGCCUCCGCCUUGUCCACGUUGACACCUCGCGCGCCGAGGAGAUUGCUGACACCGUCAUGGCGCUUUUCCUCGGCUUGCUUCGCCGUACGCAUCUGCUUUCGAGGCACGCGCUCUCGGCUUCUGGAUGGCUUGGCUCGCUCCAGCCCCUUUGCCGUGGUAUGAGACGGUGUCGUGGGUUGGUGUUGGGGAUUAUUGGUAGAUCUGCCUCGGCGAGGGCUUUGGCUACUCGGAGCUUGGCUUUCAAGAUGAGCGUCCUCUAUUUCGAUGUUUUCGAGGAGAAUGGAAAAGUGAGCAGGUCUUCUAUAACCUUUCCUCCUGCUGCCCGAAGAAUGGAUACUCUCAAUGAUUUACUUGCUGCAAGUGACCUUGUUUCACUUCACUGCACACUGACAAACGAAACGAUUCAGAUCAUCAAUGCUGAAUGUUUGCAGCACAUAAAGCCAGGGGCAUUUCUUGUAAAUACAGGUAGCAGUCAAUUGUUGGAUGAUUGUGCUGUCAAGCAGCUUCUAAUUGAUGGAACCUUAGCUGGCUGUGCUCUGGAUGGUGCUGAAGGUCCUCAAUGGAUGGAAGCAUGGGUAAAGGAAAUGCCCAAUGUUUUGAUACUUCCGCACAGUGCAGAUUACAGUGAAGAAGUGUGGAUGGAGAUAAGGGAUAAAGCAAUCUCCAUAUUGCAGACGUUCUUCUUUGAUGGAAUUGUUCCAAAAAGUGCUGUUUCUGAUGAGGAAGAAGAAAUGAGUGAAACAGGUAAUGAAAAUGAGCUGUCUGAUAAACAAGACAGAGAGAGUGCUCAGCAGAGUUCUCUUGGUGAAAGAUUAACCGACGUCAUACAUGUAACUCCAGAAAGCUCCCAUAACAAAGGAGUUACUCAGUCUAAAGAGUCUCUUAUCCAGCCUCAGGGUUCCAGUUUGUCUCAAAGUACUGCCACACGAUCUGAUGGAAGGCGUUCACGAUCUGGUAAGAAGGCCAAAAAGAGGCAUACUCGUCAUAAAUCCCACCAAAAAUCAGAUGAUCCUUCUGCACUGGAAAAGGAGAGUACCUCACAUCGGGAUGAUGAUACUGCUAUGAGUGGAACAGAUCAAGCAUUGAGUUCCAGUUCUCGGUUUGCUUCCCCUGAAGACUCUAGAAGUAGGAAAACAACAAUAGAAUCAAUUCAAGAAUCACCUUCCAGCCAGUUUAUCAAAACAAGCAAGGUGCUUAGAGGAAAGCCAAGUGAGCUGUUGAAAGAUGGUUAUGUUAUCGCUUUAUAUGCAAGAGAUCGCCCUGCUCUUCAUGUCUCUCGGCAAAGAGCUAAGGGCGGUGGUUGGUUCCUAGAUACCGUAUCAAAUGUAACAAAGAGAGAUCCCGCUGCACAGUUUCUUGUAGCUUACAGAAGCAAGGAUACAAUUGGUUUGCGAUCUUUUUCCUCUGGUGGAAAAUUAUUGCAGAUUAAUAGAAGAAUGGAAUUUGUAUUUGCCAGUCACAGCUUUGAUGUUUGGGAAAGUUGGAUGUUGGAAGGGUCUUUAGAGGAAUGUAGGCUGGUUAACUGUAGAAAUCCACUGGCUGUUUUGGAUGUAAGCAUCGAGAUUCUGGCGGCUGCUGGAGAAGAUGAUGGAAUCACUCGCUGGCUUGAUUAGAUUGAGAACAUGGACGUCUAGGAAGCCCAAAAUUUUUAUGGCUUUUUUGGGUCGCUCUUUUGUGGUUUGUAUUACUUCAAAACACUUUAAAAUUUGUAUAUCAUUCUUUUCUUCUUGUUUUUGUCCUUAUCCUUUUAAUAUAUUUUUUUUUUUUUCCCCCUAAUGUUAUCGGUUAUGUAAGAGAUUUGUGUAUGUGGGUAUGCCCUCGAGAUGAAGUGAAUGUGCUCUUAUAAAAGAAAAAGAUUUCCUCUA